This is a messenger RNA of Onychostoma macrolepis, 3301 nucleotides long. RefSeq names its product transforming growth factor beta receptor 2a (gene tgfbr2a). The transcript is spliced from 10 exons. Gene Ontology annotation, cellular component: plasma membrane; signaling receptor complex. The record is from RefSeq and is a predicted model, not a curated record. The coding region runs from base 230 to 2233 and encodes 667 amino acids. Lineage: Eukaryota; Metazoa; Chordata; Actinopteri; Cypriniformes; Cyprinidae. Gene Ontology annotation, biological process: transforming growth factor beta receptor signaling pathway; cellular response to growth factor stimulus; protein phosphorylation. Gene Ontology annotation, molecular function: SMAD binding; activin binding; transforming growth factor beta receptor activity, type II.
GUUGUUGUCAAGUGAGUGAGCGCAGUAGUCUAUGUAUUGACACAGACGCAGUAGCGGUUUUGAGAAAGUAAAGCAGGAAAAGAGGCGCUUCCUCCUCCCUCAGAGCGCGUUCUUCAUGAACAUUUCCUGUCGAGUUUGUGACUCACGUCCAUCUCCGCGUUUCCUCUCAGAUGAGGGAGGAGAAUGAGGCUCGAGCCGAUAUAAGAGCAUCGAUCCGGGGUCAGACGCGAUGGAGCAUGUAAUGGAGCGUUUCGGUUCUGUCGGUUUUGGAUCGGUUCUUCUCGUGUAUCUGGUGUCUGGUGCAUCAGCUCUGCUUCACACAGCCAAUCCACACAGUGUGUGUAAGUCAUGUGACCCUCAGCCGGCGAGCUGCAAGUCGAGUCAGUGCAUCGCCAACUGCAGUGUAUCAAAGGUCUGCCCAAGUCCAGAUGACGUCUGCGCCGCCGUCUGGUGGAGGAAUAAUGGAGUUGUGACGGUGGAGACGAAGUGUCAUGACUCGACACAGCCGCUGAACGGCGUGAUGCUGGACAACUACAACAGCUCGGACUGUGUGCUGUCGGUCAGAAACAUGAACGCUCCUAGCCUCCGUCUGUGCGCCUGUACGGGACGAGAGUGCAACGAACGCAUGCUGCUGAACAAACCUGAUGACCAGAACGUUAAAUUGCCUACAUCAGAAACUAAUGGAGCGUUCAGACUCGCUCAGAUAUGUAGGUUCUGUGAUAUUGAAUCUACGGCGUGUAACGCUACCGGCGUCUGCGAAUCCUUGUGCAACCUCUCCUCCAUCUGCGAGAAUCCCGACGAGGUCUGCGUCAGCGCCUGGAGGAGAAAUAAAGGGAACCCCAUCAUCGAGACGGUGUGUCACAAUCCUGCGCGCCCGUUUCACGGUCAGUAUCUGACGGACUACAACAACACCGUCUGUCUGAUGAAGCAGGUGAAGGGGAUGGAGGACAAUUUCUACAUCUGCUCCUGCAAUGAGGAAGAGUGCAACGAUCGGCUCAUCUUCGCUGACGUGUCAGCUCCUCCAGGAGGCGUUAAGGUCAAUUUUCCGCCAGUGCUGUUGGUCAGUGUGGUUUCUGCAUUGAUCGCUGUCGUCGUUCUCAUCUCGUCCUUGUACUGCUAUCGCGUGCUUCGCCAGCAGAACCUCAAAGCGCCCAAAACCAAAGGCAUCGACAGUGAAACCUGUGCGAUUAUCAUGAGUGAUGACGACCGAUCCGACAGCAGCUCGGCCAACGCCAACAGCCUAAACCACAACACCGAGCUGCUGCCCAUCCAGCUGGACGUUAUAGUCGGGAAAGGCCGCUUCGCUGAAGUCCACAGAGCCAAACUCAAGCAGGGAGCGACAGACGAAUCCUUCCAGAUGGUAGCAGUCAAAAUAUUUCCCUACGAAGAGUACGCCUCGUGGAAAACCGAGUGGGAGAUUUUCUCCGACGCCGAGCUUCGGCACGAAAACGUGCUUCAUUUUCUGACUGCCGAGGACCGGAAGGCCGAGCGAUGCUAUUGGCUGAUAACAGCCUAUCACGAGCGAGGGAACCUGCAGGAGUUCCUGACGCAGCACAUGAUUGGCUGGGACGAGCUGUGCCGAUUGGGUGGGUCUCUGGCGAGGGGUGUGGCUCAUCUCCAUGCCGACCAGACGUCAUGCGGACGCGCUAAAGUGGCCAUCGUGCACCGCGACCUGAAGAGCGUGAAUGUCCUGGUGAAGUCGGACCUCAGCUGCUGCCUGUGUGACUUCGGUCUCAGUCUGAGACUCGAUAACUCCAUGUCUCCUGAAGAACUGGCCAACAGCGGACAGGUGGGAACGGCGAGAUAUAUGGCCCCUGAGGUGCUGGAGUCCAGGCUGGACCUGGAGAACAUCGAGUCCUUCAAACAGGCCGACGUUUACUCCAUGGCUCUGGUUCUGUGGGAAAUCACGUCCAGAUGCAACGCUAUCGGAGACUGUGCGGAAUACGAGCCUCCAUUCGGGAAGCUGAAGGAUCAUCUGUGUGUGGAGAGCAUGAAGGACGACGUCAUCAGAGACCGACUGAGACCCGAGAUACCGACCAGCUGGACUAACCACGCGGGCGUUCAUCUGCUGAGCUCCACUAUCGAGGAGUGCUGGGAUCACGACCCCGAGGCGCGUCUGACGGCGCAGUGCGUCGUGGAGCGAUUCGGUGAAAUCAGCAGCGCCGUGAUCUCGCCCGUCAGCGCCGACACCAAGAGCGAACAGGAUUCUGGGAACGAUGAGAAGGAGAUCUGAAUCGCAGACACCCGUCUUUCCAAUCAGCUGAUAAAGGCCGUUUAAGACAGACAUGUGACAUUCGCACUUUACAGGAUCAACUAAGCACGCCAAACACACGCAUGCGUACAGCACAGGUGAUGUUUAUUUAGCUAUGAACUCAUAUUCCAUAUCCAGAGCGCGUGUAUGAUGCCAGUCGCUCCUUAGCAAUCAUUAUAAGCUUCAGGGAAAAUCUGCUUCGCUGACGUGAAACAGUCAAACACAGAUGAACAAGAGUACUGAUGCAAAGGAUUCUGGGACAUGUGAACUCACACCAAGAAAAUCCAAGAGACCCUUGUGAACUUGCAGUAUUAUAAAGCCACAAGAUGAUUAUGAGCGAAAAGUUGAUUUAAGUGUUUAUUAAAGAAAAAUAUAUAAAAUAACUAGUGCUGUCAAACAAUUAAUUGCAAUUAAUCGCAUCCAAAAUAAAUGUUUUUGUUUACAUAAUGUGUGUGUAUAUUGUGUAUAUUUUGUGUAUAUAUAAAUACAAACACAUGCAUGUAUAUAUUUAAGAAAAAAAUUAUGUUUAUAUAUUAAAUAUAUUUAUAUAUAAGAAUAUAAAUGUAUAUAAAUGUAAAUAUUUUCAAAAUAUAUACUGUAUGUGUGUGUAUUUAUAUAUACAUAAUAAAUAUACACAGGACACACACACACAUAUGUAUUAUGUAAACAAAAACUUUUAUUUUGGAUGCGAUUAAUCGUUUGACAGCACUAAAAAUUACCAAAGAGAACUGUGAGCCAAAGAUGAUCAGGAUUCUAGAGAUGAAAUAUGAAAUCGCUGUAUUUGAGACUCUCGGGUGAAGCUGUUUGUUUAUUAAUGUGAAAAUCUAAACUUCUUUUACACAUGUGCCUUACAGAGCAGAGAUUCAUUCAGAUCAAUGUUGAUGAUCGGUUCAUGAGGAUCUGAUCCUUCAGCAGAUGAAAUAUCAACAUUCAGGUUCAGCAUCUGAAAGCAACAGUUAUAAAAGCAGAGAAAAUGAGCACUUUUGCAUAUAUGCAUAUAUAAUCAUUGUGUAUAUUUGUUUAAAAACUUUAUAAAACAUCAUAAAAUCA